Bemisia tabaci is the source of this 7474-nucleotide messenger RNA. RefSeq names its product Sec synthetase (gene SecS). Lineage: Eukaryota; Metazoa; Arthropoda; Insecta; Hemiptera; Aleyrodidae. Gene Ontology annotation, molecular function: O-phosphoseryl-tRNA(Sec) selenium transferase activity; tRNA binding. Gene Ontology annotation, biological process: conversion of seryl-tRNAsec to selenocys-tRNAsec; selenocysteine incorporation. The record is from RefSeq and is a predicted model, not a curated record.
GAAGCUGUCAGUUUCUUCAAGGAAAGGUUAAAAUUAUUGGUAAUUACAAAGAGUACCAAACUUAAAUAUUAUCAAGUUUCUUUGUUGAGCCACAGUUUUAUGUGACCGAUUUGCAAGCAGGAUUACCUACAUUUUGAAAAGUGCUAUUUCAGUCAAAAUUUUGAAAAUUAUCAGUGUCAAGUAACAAAAUUUUUCGGGUUUUUGUAUGCCUAUUUGAUAGAGAGGCUGAUAGAUACUGAAACAACUGUGUAGUUGCUAGGAAGCUAAUUCCAUGUGUUUUUACCGAAUGGUUCUUAGUUACAAUCAAGAUUUGGAGUAAUGGCUAAGUAAGGAAAAGAGUCAAAAUGAAUAGUCAAAGUUUCACCCUAGCUGAGCGCUUGAUCCCAGCUACAUACUUACAGCAGGCAGCUGCCUCAAAGAAAAGUCGAGAAAAUCUUAUUCGACUUCUCAUUGAACAGAAAAAAUGGCCAGAAGAAGGUUGGGACGAUGCGACCAUCGAGUUAUUCAUUGCAGAUUUAGCGCAAAUGGACAGCAACAAUUUCCCUGGGAACAGUGGUGUUGGAGAACGUGAAGCCCGAUUUGCGAGUUCCCUUGUUUCGCGGAGACACUAUCGAAUGGGACAUGGAAUUGGACGCUCUGGUGACAUCGGUGAGGUGCAACCGAAAGCUGCUGGCUCAAGUUUGCUAAUAAAGCUAACUAAUGCCCUCCUUCUUGACACUAUUCGAUUCAUGGGUGUAACUAACUCAGCUGGUUGUUUCAUGGUGCCAAUGGCGACUGGAAUGAGCUUAGUUUUGUGCCUCCUGACCAUUAAACAAGAUCGUCCUGGGGCCAAAUUUGUGCUCUGGCCACGCAUCGACCAGAAGUCCUGCUUCAAAUGCAUCAUCACAGCAGGUUUGCAGCCGAUUGUAAUCGAAACUUGCCUGUGCGGGGAUGAGCUUCGCACGGAUGUUGUGGCGUUAGAACAGCAAAUGGCAACGCUGGGCUCAGAUAAUAUAGUCUGUGUCCUCUCAACAACGAGUUGUUUUGCCCCAAGGGCGGCAGACUCCUUAGAGCAGAUAGCCGUUAUCUGCAGUCGAUACAAUAUCCCUCAUCUAGUCAACAAUGCGUAUGGCCUACAAUCAACUCGGCUCAUGCAUUUAAUUCAGGAAGCUGCCAGGAAAGGAAGAGUGGAUGCAUUUGUUCAGAGCACAGAUAAGAAUUUAUUAGUACCAGUCGGCGGAGCUGUAAUCUCUGGCUUUGAUAAAAGUUUACUCGAGAAAAUAGCAAAAAAUUACCCAGGGAGAGCUUCAGCAAGUCCAGCAAUGGAUGUCUUCAUCACCUUACUGUCGUUGGGCAUAAAUGGUUUCAAGAAUCUCAUCAGUCAGCGGAAAGAAAUGUACAAGUACUUAAAGGAGGAGCUCGGAAAGUUGGCUAUGAAACAUGGGGAAAGAUUGCUAGAAACCAAGAACAAUCCUAUAUCUAUUGGUAUGACACUAAAUUCGCUGAGCUCUGGUGCAGACGUGAAACGUGUCUCAAUGCUUGGGUCCAUGCUGUACUUGCGCUGCGUUUCUGGUACACGAGUUGUUAGCAGCAUUGACCACAAAGAAGUAGCUACUUAUAAAUUCGAUGGUUGGGGUGCCCAUCAUAAUAACUACCCAAACGCAUACUUGACAGCUGCAGCAGCAUUGGGUAUGCGCAAGUCUGACGUCGACCUAUUUCUCUAUCGUUUAGACAAGGCGCUGAAUAAGCUCAAGGGACGUAGCACACCAGCCACGCCAACGUCCAUUGAGGAACUCACUAUGUCUGGGCGAAGAUCCGGUGCAGGUAGAAGCACAGUAAAUGGAGAAAGUGCAGGCGGUGACCAAGCCUCAAGCACAAGUACAUCAUUGGCUAGCAGCAAAGACAGCUUGCGCAAGUGAUCACGUUUCCUCUUGCGCCUUUCGUGCUCCCCAACCACCAUUCCAGCUCAUUGUCAUUUCUCAUCGCUGAAAUCGCAUAUUCGAGAAUACCCUCUCCCUGGUGAAAAGUCUAGUUGUAGUCAUGCCCUUUUCUCUUGCAUCACAAAAAAUUUUUUGGUCGGAAGUCAGGUGCAAGUGGGCUGGUGGUUGUAUGCUCGACAUGUUAAAAUUUGCAAUCCGUCUCAAAUUUCCCAGUCAUUCUGGUUUUUCUCGUUAAAUUAUUUUCUUGACAUAUUGUUUCUGUGGGGGUGCUGAAUAUUUUCUUGUUGGCGAAAAAUAUGCUAGGCGCCUAGAGAGGUGAAAAUUAGUGAAAAUGUUUUAGGAAAACUUGUCUUUAAAAUAGUAUAUCUUUCCUUAAACACUUUUUGUCCAAUUUGCGCCUCUCUCUGAAUGAAUUUCACAAUGAUGUCCAAUACUUGUAAAGCUCUCUCUCUUGUAGUUAUACUCUCGUACAAUGCAAUUUCAGAGUGUGAAUUAGUCCGUGGCUAGAAAAUUUUGACAGUUAGAAGAUUUUGCACCCCGUUUUUUAUGAUCUCAUUGUUGUGUUGUUUUUGUCUUGUUUUCUCAUAGUAUUGUCGAAAGUGUCGUCAGCAUUUUCAUUUUCCCUCUCUCCCUGAAUCAUUUGUUGAUUUCAUUUUGUUAUUGUGUUCAUAAUUUUAGUAUCAUACUUCGUUAUGAUGUGACAGCUGUGAUUAGUGAACAGGGUCAGAAUUUCUUGCCAAGAGGCAAACAUCAAAAUAUCCCGUAACUGAUCAUUUUUUCGUCUCGUGUUUCGAGCAUUCAUAGGUUAUCAAGAAAGUUACUCGUACAUUUUUCUUGCCAUUCAUAAUAAUUUUUUAUUUUAUGAGCAUUGAGCACAAGAUCCUUGUAUGACGUGCUAUUCUGUUAUGCUAAGGAAGAACACCGUCUGAACCUUCAGACAUUGCCAAAUUUCCGUUGAUGAAAUACUAAUUUUCUAGGCAAUCUUCCAAUAUAUUUCCACCUAUUUUUCAGAUCGAUCAGAUUUAAAUUAUCUGGAAAUAUCAAGAGAAAAUAUUCACAGCUCUCCUCAAAAACAAAAAAGAAACAUGCAUUAUGCUGGUGGAAAUUUAGCAACUCCUGUACGUUUAUACUGCGUUUUUCCUUAACACAGCAGUACUCUCCCCUUUUUUUUUGGCAAAAGGGGAGUUUGAGGAGUCUGCCCUAUUAAUAAAGUUAGCUUUUUAAAAAAGCUAUCAUAGAAAAUUCUCAUCCUCAAAAUUUCAUCAAUACCGCAUUGAAAACUUUUCACUAUUUGCUCUAAUUUUUUUUCUUUGUUGAUAUCAGAUGAUAUUUUUUUGAUCAAGAGUUCCAUUGGGUAAGCACAGCCUGUGACCAAGUUUGAAAGAUCUUUACAUUUCGUUGACAGUUUAUUGGUUUAAAUCAUAACUAUUACACAUUAAAGCUAUAAAAACCAUUAGUUUCCUCAAUUGCAUAAUCUUUUUCUGUUAGUUUAUUAGAAUUGGUGCUAAGAGCAAGAAUGGCACUUUUCAGCUAGAGUGUUGCUGAAUUUCUGCUGAUAUUUCAUUGAUUAAAAGGGGAACAGUGUAUACUUCUCUGAAAUUUUUAUUGAAUACUCUAUAUGAAUUCAUUAUGUCCCAAGUGAAAAAUUCAAGAAAAACCUAUCAUAAGUUUCUUUUCUCAAGUUUAAAUUAUCAGUGAAGAUUCUGAAACAUUGCAAUUGAGAACUGCUCUUUCUGCACCUAGCGCUUCAAUUAACAUGAAAUUGAUAAAACUUAAAACGAUUUGGCAACAAUUUUUUGAAUGGAUGCUAUAAUUUGUCUAUUUUUCAAUGAAUAUUUGGCAGCCUCUAACUAUCGCGGGAAAUACGAACAAUAUGGGAAACAAAAAUGCCCAUCGCUCUGCACUUUGCCUGCUAAGCAGUGAAAUCCGAUCCUGUCCACUAACCCAUUCCUUUUUAAUUUUCAUUGAAUUUUGAAUGGCUCUGGACUCCAAAAAAAGGUCAAAUUUCGAUCUAUCCACAGCCAUCCAAAAUUUGAAGUGACCAGGGAAGAUAUUUCAGUCAUCUCCUCUUAAAUGGACAGGAUUUUGCAAUUAGGAACUAUAAUUUUGGACUCAGUUUAGAAACAACGUAUGUGCCAUUAAUUUCCCUGCCGACAUAAGUGUUUUUAUGGAUGAGCCAGAAAUUGUAGUUCCUAAUUGCAAAAUGCAGUCCUUUGAAGAUUAUGGGCUAACCUGCUGAUGGCUGAAACUCAUGGAAGUCUGCACCGUAAAUUUCUGGAAGAAACUUGGGCAAGAUAUUUUUGAACAUUUGGAGCGUUCAGUAAUGGUUGUGAGAUAGGAGUGAAGAAGACAUGCUUAAUUUCAGACUUCGUAAGAUAAUCCAUGACACAAUCUAUUGCAUCGCACAGUUGGAAUUGAUGGCCCCAUGAAUUUUAUGAAUUUUUUGAAGGAUGGAAAUGCUUUUCUGUAUUGAUGUUAAGACCCCUAGGAGGUCGAUUAGCGAUAUCAUGCUCUGGUCACUCUGAUUUCAAUGCUCAGUACCAAGCCCAUUAUUAGUUUCUCAUUUUCAUUGUUGAGUCAUUGUUGCUGUUUAUGUUUUUUCAUUUGUUUGUUAUUGUUGGGUAUAGUUUCCAGUUUGUAAAUUUGUUUGUCCGUAAUUCGUUGUUUUUGACUGAACCACUUUUGUUAAGUUUUUUCGCUCCAUCCUGAUUUCAUGCAGCAAUCUUGCGGUAGGCUGUGUAGCCGACCGGAUAUCAUGUUUUGUACGUAUCAUUCCCAGAUACUCCGUCGAGCGGUAGAAAAGGAUGUAUCUAACAGUGUCAAGGGAAGUUCUGUGACUUUGAGAAGUCUAUCUAUAGGAGGUAGUUGAAGAGGGGCACUGGUAACGGCUGAAAUCAAUUUCACCUUGGAUAGCCAUAAUUUUAGCAUUUUCUGACACCAUAAGGUCUGCACUGAGUGAAAAUAAUUUCUUGCCGAUUGUUGAGUCUCAAUCUCAAAUCGAAUAGGAAACCUAAGAAACCUUUUAAAAAAUAGGCAGAGUUUUACCUAAAUUAUUCGGUCAACUUUCUAGGUGUUUAAGACCUCUCGAUUUUAUUUUUGCAUCAAAAAUGAAUAAAAGAAUCCAGUUGACAGUAUCUCUCCUUGAAAGAUGAUCAGUCUAUUUGGCAAAAUCUUUAGGAUUUAAGAGCAGAAAUAUUUUAAAUUCAUUUCGGUCCCAAAUGUCCGAAAACUCAUUAUUCAGCUUUUGUUGUUAAAAAUUCCCCACUUCAUUCAUCCUUUUUGUUUUUAUUAACGCAAUAUUAUUUUUUGUGAACUUUUUAAAAUUCGCUUAUAGAUAUGAAGAACAUUUUCUAAAAAUGUCAAGAAUAAAAAGUUUUUAGUUUUCUCAUAGCAAAGAAUUUAGGGUUGGAAUUGUUGAAACUCUACAAUUGAGAAACAUAAGUGUUUUCAGAGCUCCGCAGAAUCUAGUUGUCUUUGUACGUAUAGUUGAACUUACCAAAAUCACAGCUCUUCCUCAGCACACUGCUACGUAUUGCGUAUGUUUGUAUAUAAAUCAAUGUACACAAGUACUACAGUAUUGUAAUAUAUUGAAAUAAGAUUUCUACUCGUACUAUUUAUAUAGUAUAUGUAAUGCAAUGUACAUACAGAUCUUUAACUCAAUUAGGUCUUUUUUGAUUUUUGCAAAUUUUGUUGGUAGCAAGAGACUUACCAAUCAAUCUGUCACAUUCCAAUUAUCUAGGUAGUGUACCAUUACCACGUACUAUUAUGCUAAUACUAUGAUAAUUUUUAACCACCUAUAAUUAUGGUCAUUAUUCUGUCAUACUCAUUCAUUGUUGAGUCUAGCGGCUAUCCUCUUAAUUUUUUCACUAGGUAGAACUAUUUUUUGAAUUUUAUGAGCAGGAAUGUUCAAACCACCUCGGAAAUCACUUUUCUCAAAGUGUAAAGAUUUUAAUUAAAAUUUUGACGUUUUUAAGUGUGGCGAAAAGAUCGCUCUCUCGGUUUUGAUAUUUUAUUCAUCCUAAUAUUUUAAUGAUCGAUUUCAACAUUUCAAAACAUGGUAAAACCAUCAAACUCUACACCUUUACUCACCAAGUCAUAGACCUCUUUUCAUUUUUAUCGUAAUAAUCCAAGACCAACUAUUUUUAUUUCAUGAAUCUCGCAUAAUUUUUUUGAAUCAUACUGACCAUUUAAAAGUGACCAUUCUCUUAAAAUGUCAUGCAAAAUGAUCAAUUUUCCCUGCUUUUUUCCCCCUUGACAAAUGAAGUAGGAGCAGAAAAUUUAAACACUGUAGGCAAGAUGCAGAGUUUACUAGGCUCACUUUUGUCACCGACUUGGAACAAAGAUUUUAUGCCAAGCUGGUCAAUACCUUCAAUUUCUCUUUGAUAUUUAUGAAAUUUGGUUUGAAAUUGAAAAAUUAAAUUUAGGUGCUAAACCUUUUUUUUUUUUUGUCCUUGUGACUAUUGAAGAAUUACCUGGUUGUCACAAUUUCUUAUAGCCGAAAAUCAGCAACUUGAUAUCUGUUUAUUAUUUUUUGAAAGUUGAUAAAAUAAAGACGUACAUCCGAAGCGUAGAUUCAGUCAAACUUUUAUUUGGAAUUUUUAAGCUAUGUAUUUUAAUCCAGUUUUGUUCGGAAAAAAUAUCAGAAUCGCUGUGCAUGCUUCCUGUUAAAAUUAACUGGAUUCCAUGGCAUUUCUAAAGAGAACAAUUCGUUAGAUCAUUCCUUGCUCAAAGUAGUCAUAGAUUUAACAAACAAGUCAAUGCAAAAUCUAAUGGAUUGGAUAUAAAAAGAAGUUGAAAGAAAUUUAUUGCGAAAAGAAAUCAUCAAAGUGAAAAUGUACGCCACUAGUGGCAAUUCAGGUCUUUUUUUUAUUUAAUUAUGUAUUAAUUGAUUUAUGUUUGUGCCCUCUUUUCUCAAGUGACCCACCGAAGCAUGGACGUACCACACCCUCCUAAACGACUUCUAGCUAGCCUCAACGCAAUAGAAAAAACAUCUUUUUUUCUCCAAUCCAGUCGAUUUUUUUAACCAACCAACGCACCCGCACAAACUCGUUGGUCCUGAAUGUAUACCUGUAGGCAUUUGAAUGAUGACCGCAUCCUUAUUGCUGGUUGACACAUUAUUUUUGUUUUUUGUUUUGUAGUUUGCCUUAUGUCAGAUAAUAUUUAUCAUUAGGAAAUAUUUUGUUAACACUCUGUUUGACGUGUGCUUUUCAUUCCAAGUGAACCCCCAGCCUCGAGAUUUUGCAAUGGUUUUCCCCAGAUAUUGAAGCAUAUUCGGUGAGAGGAGUUUCAAUCAAAUGAUUUUAUAGUCCUCUCCAAGUACGUUAUUGUCCUUCUAGUCUGUGUCAGGAGAUUUGCCAUCUUCAUUCUUGCAUUCACUAUACAUGCUAAACUGACGUCACAGGAUGUUUUGUUACAGUCUAAAAGUGUGAAAACUUAUUUGGCUUGGACUCGGGGAAAGUCAUGACAAAAAAUUGGAAAUCAAUUUUAACUCCAAAAUUUUGCCUUUAACUAAAAAUACCCUCUAAAAUGAAGGGUCCCGUCUCAUUAAUGGAAAA